Schizophyllum commune H4-8 is the source of this 744-nucleotide messenger RNA. Its product is annotated as phosphatases II. Gene Ontology annotation, molecular function: MAP kinase tyrosine/serine/threonine phosphatase activity; protein tyrosine/threonine phosphatase activity. The annotation marks the transcript as partial. NCBI's taxonomy places the organism in Eukaryota, Fungi, Basidiomycota, Agaricomycetes, Agaricales, Schizophyllaceae. The transcript is spliced from 8 exons. Gene Ontology annotation, cellular component: cytoplasm. The record is from RefSeq and is a predicted model, not a curated record. Gene Ontology annotation, biological process: protein dephosphorylation; negative regulation of MAPK cascade.
CCAUGAUUCGGUUCGACAACCUUCCCCCCGAGAUCGUGCAGGCGAUGUGCACGCCCAUGCACCCCGUCAUCUCCCCAUCCCCAUCCUCUGGCGGUCUGUACAUCGGCUCGCUCUCUGCAGCCAACGACCCGGAGCUGCUGGCCUCGAAUCGGGUCACCCACGUAGUACAGGUGCUCGACGCGCCGUGGGCGCCGCCGAGCGACACCCCCGACGGCGUGCAUCGUUAUCCAAUCCCCUUGCUCGAUUCGACGUCUGCUGACCUCCGACCACAUCUGGAGGCCGCUUGUGAGCACAUCGACCGCUCCCUGCGAGCGAGAAAAAACGUACUGGUCCACUGCCAGCAGGGCGUGUCACGCUCCGCGGCGGUGGUCAUCGCGUACUUGAUUCGGAACCAAGGAAUGACCUACGACUCCGCGUACGCGCUCUGCAAGCAGCGCCGUGCCUGCGUCAAGCCGAACUCAGGAUUCGUCACUGCGCUGCGGGAAUGGGAAGCCAUGUACCACGCGCCGCGUCCGGGCAUGGCGCGACGCUGGACCUCCUGAGCGCGCCCGGUUGACCAUCUCUUGGACCGGAUUAUCAUGCCUGUACAUGUCGUCGGCUUGUAAUCCGUCUAAAACUGCUGUGCCCCGCGUCGGUGGGUCGGACUGCCUAGCAGGGACCCUACCUACCACUGCCUCUCUUUUGGGUCAACGUAUAAAAUGUAUAUCGCACAAAUCAUACGGGGUUCUUUGGGUGUAAUUAUAC